Messenger RNA from Asparagus officinalis (garden asparagus), 1063 nucleotides. Its product is annotated as WD repeat-containing protein 76. Bases 41 to 1063 code for a protein of 340 amino acids. Gene Ontology annotation, cellular component: nucleus. Gene Ontology annotation, molecular function: protein binding; DNA binding. Gene Ontology annotation, biological process: regulation of DNA damage checkpoint. NCBI's taxonomy places the organism in Eukaryota, Viridiplantae, Streptophyta, Magnoliopsida, Asparagales, Asparagaceae. The record is from RefSeq and is a predicted model, not a curated record. The transcript has 4 exons.
UCGUCGGUGGGCCCCGGCGAAGACGGACUUUCCGGUGCUGAUGUCCGCGAUGUUGGGAUCGAAGGCGGGGUUGGGUCAGGUGAGGGGCGAGGGUUUUGACCCGAGGUCGGAGUUGGGGUUGAAGCCGAAGGGUUCCGCCAAGGUUGUUAGCGAGCGGAUAAUGAGCGUUCGAUUCUUGCCGUUUGUUGAUCGGACGGUGGUUGUUGUUGGGAACAAGAUUGGGAAUCUAGGGUUUUGGGAUUUGGAUUUCGGAGAAGGGGACGGUGGUGGGAUUUAUGUUUAUCAUCCUCAUUCGGGUCCGGUUUCGGGGAUUUCGGUUCAUCCCUUCUCUCCGAGGAAGAUAUUUACAAGUAGCUAUGAUGGGUUUGUUCGUUUGAUGGAUGUUGAAAAAGGGUCUUUCAACAUGCUAACUUCAAGUGAUGAUGCUUUCUUCUCGAUUUGUCAAUGGCCUGAAGAUGUCAAUUCGCUGUAUAUUGGAGAAGGCGGAGGAAUGUUGAAGGUCUUAGAUGAGAGGGAGGGAAAAGAUUCGAACUUUUGGCAGUUGCAUGAAGGUAGGAUAAAUACAGUUGAUUUUAAUCCAGAAAACCCACAUUUGAUGGCUACGAGUUCCUCUGAUGGGUUAGCUUGCAUUUGGGAUUUGAGGAGUAUGAAGAAAGACAAGCCAGAUGUUAUAAACUCCGUAGGCCACGGGAGGGCUGUUCAUGCUGCUUAUUUUUCGCCUAGUGGGAAAUUUCUUGCUACUACAAGUCUUGACGAUAAAGUUGGUAUCGCAAGUGGCACCGACUAUGGAGAACUGUCAAUGGUAUCGCAUUACAAUCAGACAGGGAGAUGGCUAUCGGCUUUCAGGGCGAUAUGGGGAUGGGAUGAUUCGUACGUAUUCGUCGGAAACAUGAAGAGGGCAAUUGAUGUUAUAUCCACCGCCAACAACACAACGACAUCCCUCGAUAGCCCAGAUAUAAUGACUUCAAUCCCCUGCAGGUUUGCUGCUCACCCUUACAAACCGGGGCAUCUAGCUGGCGCAACGAGCGGAGGCAAGGUCUUUUUGUGGACGAAGGAGUCAUGA